Messenger RNA from Puccinia graminis f. sp. tritici CRL 75-36-700-3, 1749 nucleotides. RefSeq lists its product as uncharacterized. NCBI's taxonomy places the organism in Eukaryota, Fungi, Basidiomycota, Pucciniomycetes, Pucciniales, Pucciniaceae. The record is from RefSeq and is a predicted model, not a curated record. The transcript is spliced from 5 exons. Bases 1 to 1749 code for a protein of 582 amino acids.
AUGGAGUCAAGCAAUCGGACGAAUUCAAUGCAUUCUAAAAUCUCGCGGGUUUUUCGGCUGAUGCAAGAACUCUCAAUUUCGCCGAAGGACUUCCUCGUUGCAUUUCUCCAGGAUGAGGACAUUGAAUUUGCGGUACAUCGAAGAUAUUGGGCUGCUGAAAAGAAAGGGUGGAAGUCGACCGUGGACGUUAUACAUGCUAUCCGAGAUGUUGUCAUCAAAAAGGAAGUCGGAAAACAGUUGUGGUCGGAUUUGAUCCUGUCCGAGGCAUCUUUGAUUGUUUCUCAUCAGAAACCGCCAGCUCGUUCGCAUAGAUUCUAUAGCGCUGCAGAUAUACAACCUCAACUUCUCACUGACGAGACAGCCAGGGAUAUUCGCGAAAACGACAUGGUGAAUCGCGACAUGCCAUUCCUGUAUCAGCUUAUCAGUCAUAAGCUUAGCAAAACUGUGGCGUUACCGAUUCAAUCUGAUGGAGGAAAACCAGAUGAGCCGGACUUGGAAAAUGAUAGUGAUUCAGAAAAUGAAGAAGCUGGCGACUCCGAUGAUGAGCUGUUUGAUGGUGAAAUAAAAAAGAUCAAAAGCUUGAAGGGUCGUAUGGCUGCUCGAAAAGAUAGAAUUCAUACUACCUCUAAAUGUAUCUGUUCAAUGAUUUCAUUUGUACACAACCGACGAAACAACUCCAGACAGCUUGAAAACUCAUUGACAUUCUUGGCUUGUGGCGUUAGCAACCGAGUCAAUCGAUUUCUGAACUACAUUGGUCUUGUGUCCUCAAGUAAAACAGCCAACAGAGCAUUGGUCGCACUUGGUCUUCACGCCAAGGAUAAAAUCACCGAGAAGCUUUCAAUCAAAAAUGGACAGCCGAUUGCCCCCUUCUUGUGUGUCGAUAACCUGGACUUCGAGCAGCGUAUACAUUCACAAUCUCAGGGCAAUAACAGCCAGAUGUUCCAUGGAACAUGGGGCUAUCUUCACCAGGUCGAUCCGACUCUUCUUUCUUCAAUCUUGCCGUCGGACCUUACUCUAGAGACCUACGUAUCAGCAAUGGAAAAAGUUCCAUCCGUUCAAGUGUUUCCAAAAAUGCUAAUUUCAUCCUCCAAAGAAGAAAAGCAUUGGUCACUUGUACUGAAGAGCCAGGUGGCAAAGGUUCUACUUGAACAUAUCGCAAAGCCUUCCGACAACAAUACAAAAAUCAGUAUCAAUCCACCUGAAAUCGAUCAGGUCUCUCACAAGCCUCCUGAUAUAACGAUGCUUAAGCUUAUGGUUGCCUCUGAUAACUCAGCGCAAGGAGUUGGUGAAGUCUGCACCGGAAUAAUUCAACAGUGUGAUUUAGAAAUAGAUGAUUUUUUCAGUCGGUUACAAGUCAUUGAUGGCGAUCUAGCAACAUGCUCAAAUAUUCAAAGUCUCCGAACCCAACGAAUUCCUAGCAAGCACAAUCAAGAUACAAUUACGAAUUUGCUCACUUUACUCGGCGGUUCACACACAAUGUGGAAUGUUGGGCUAGCGAUCUUUGAAUUGCAUUAUGGAAACGCCUCAGACUCACGCGACUGCGGUGCAUGGCGAUGGCUUGAUUCACUAGGGAUUCCUUCAAAAAAAACUCUAGACAAAAAAGACUUCACAAAAAUGAUUCAGAAUAUGGAAAAAAUCCAUGAAGCAACACUGGUUUACUGUGUCAUAGCCUUCCAAUGCACAAGCAAAGUACAAGGCAUCUCAGUCGGAUUCACCAAAGCUUUCCAAUCUUCUAUUGCGACUCUGUGA